Astyanax mexicanus (Mexican tetra) is the source of this 2819-nucleotide messenger RNA. RefSeq names its product hyaluronan and proteoglycan link protein 3 (gene hapln3). Gene Ontology annotation, biological process: cell adhesion. Gene Ontology annotation, molecular function: hyaluronic acid binding. The record is from RefSeq and is a predicted model, not a curated record. The transcript has 5 exons. Lineage: Eukaryota; Metazoa; Chordata; Actinopteri; Characiformes; Acestrorhamphidae. Bases 378 to 1460 code for a protein of 360 amino acids.
GUGGGCUGGUAGCUGUGGGUCUUUGUUGAGGGGCAGCGGUGGUGGCGGAUCUCUCAGGCUGCAGUCCGGGCUUUGUUCGCCCCGAGGCAGCGCUCAGCUGAGGGAAAGCCUCCCUGACGUCACCUCAGAUUUUCAAAACACAGGAGAGAGAGAGAGAAAGAGAGUAAGUCAGACAGACAGAGAGAGAAACAGACAGAGAGAGAGAGAAAGAGAGAGAAAGAGAGAGAGAGAGAGAGAGAGAGAGAGAGAGAAGGAUGCAGAGCGGAGGAACCGAGGCUAAGGAACGUGUCAUAAAGGUUUUUUUAAGUUAGGAAGCUGAAUACAGAACCAGCGUGCUCUCAUCUGGAAAGUUGUGAGACAACAGACGCCCCUUCAACAUGUGGAGAGCGCGCCCCCUGCUGGUGCUGCUGCUGCACGUGGUCGCAGAGAUCCACGCGCUGCGAUACUCCAAUGGUUAUUACUAUCAAAUAAUUGAGAAUGGAAAAGCCAACGGAGAGAUCUAUUUCAAUGGGAUCCGUCUUCACGUGGAAUCUCCAGAAUCAUCAGUGUCUGCCAUGCAGGGAAGCAACGUGACCCUUCCCUGUCAUUACCGGUACGUGCCGGAGCUCAGUACGCCCCGCCGCACAAGAGUCAAAUGGUUUUGGCAGCCGGCUACAGGUGGAGGGCCCGAGAAGGACGUGAUGGUGGCAUUAGGCUCACGGCACAGGAGUUACGGGGACUUUAGAGGACGUGUUCGCCUGCGCCGGAGCGCCCCAGGUGAUGCCUCACUGGUCAUAAACCCACUGCUGAUCGAUGAUAAGGGCCGCUAUCGCUGUGAGAUCAUCGACGGCCUGGAGGAUGAGAGCGUCAUUGUGGAGCUUGAGUUCAGAGGUGUGGUGUUCCCUUAUUACUCCCCCAGGGGGCGUUACCAACUGACCUUCCAGGAGGCUAACGAGGUCUGUGAACAGCAGGGUGCCUGCCUGGCCACCUUUGAACAGCUGUUUGCAGCCUGGGAGGACGGUCUGGACUGGUGUAAUGCUGGCUGGCUGGCUGAUGGGACGGCACAGUACCCCGUUUCCGUCCCCCGAGAAGCCUGUGGUGGAACAGAACUUGCAGCAGGUGUAAGGAGUUACGGAUUGCGCCACAAAACCCUCGACCGGUUCGACACCUUCUGUUUCACUUCUUCUAUAAGAGGAGAGGUCUACUUUCUGGAUCACCCACUUAAGCUGAACUUCACCGAGGGGGUGGAUGCGUGUGUGCAGGACGGUGCUCACAUUGCUAAAGUAGGUGAGCUCUACGCUGCCUGGAGGUUUGUGGGGCUGGACCAGUGUGACGCGGGGUGGUUGGCUGACGGGAGUGUGCGAUACCCUAUCACACAUCCCAGGCCGAACUGCGGUCCUCUGGAACCCGGGGUGAGGAGCUUCGGCUUCCUUCCUCACCAUUUAAAAUAUGGAGUGUACUGUCACAAAGUCAGAUGGUAAGAUUCUAAUGCAGACCUGUGGCCACUUGCAUAAAACAUCUUCAGUGUUUAUCUUAAGUUAAACUAUUAAUUGAAUGGAACUACUAUUGUGUUUUUGUGGGUUACAACAGGAUAUGCUACGCUAACAGUGUGGCUUCUCCCAUUCUAAACUAAAGAAGCUCAAGUGUCUGAUAUCAAACAUGUUUUGGUUGACUGAAUGCCUCUUGGGCUUGAUGAUCAAUAUUUUUUUAAUGUAAUUUUUAUUUCUGAACUUUUCUUUGAAACCCUUUUAUUUAUGGGGUCUUCUUGGGCAUUAUCACAAAAACAUAAUCCGUGUAGUUAACACAGCAACCAAGACAAGCCCUUAGCAAAUCAGCUAUAUCUUGGGUAAAAUAAAAAUAAUUUAUAUUACAUAACCAUUCCUUUAAAAGCAUACUGAGUGUUUGUUCGCACAAGCCCACACAGAGCCACCAUGGCACAUGUUGUGCCCUAAACAUUGACAAGUCUGUGCAACCUUAUGAAGACCUGGAUGAGGUUUGAGCAGGUUGUGAGUAGUGUGUGGGCAUUUAUUACAAAAAGCUUUUGGGUGCUUGUUGAUUUCUAGUGUUGUCGUUAGCCUUAUGACUCCAGUUUAAAAAGGUAAGAAGCAAAAUUUGGCCCAGAAAAUUGCCUGACUGAUGGACAAAAUAUAAAAUUCAGUAUAAUGGAUUGUUGUGACAAACCAAUGCCAAACACAUUAAGUAUUUCUCUUUGCCCUUGCUCAAGAUGUUUUAUGGAAGUGGCCACUAGUCCUUAGCUAGUCAUUAAAUGCACAAAAAACAAAUUCCUGAAGAUGGUGAAGAAGAGGCGUAACAAAUGAAGUGAGUCUGAGCCGUUCCCGCACUUACAUCCUAGCUAAUCCGCUAGCAUUUUAGAAGUAUACUAGUUUUGCUGUUAGCAGAUCUGAGAGGUCUGUCUUCUCCAUCAUUUUCCCUGUGUUUAUACUACAUAUAUUCAUAGGGUUAAAAAAAAGUGUUUCUCGUGGAGCAGUUCUGUACAAACUUCAUCAAAAGAUUGUCUCUUAAACAACAAAUAAUUGGACCAUACUUUAAAACACAUAACAUAUGUAAGAUAUGUGUUUAACCAUUACAAGAAAGAUAUACGGAUGACAAACCAAACCAUGGACAAAAGACUGUUACUUUUUUAAAGGUUUUAUGAAAAACAUUGAUAUUUCCCCCUUUCUAAGUACUGCAAUCCUUUGAGUACUUUGUUUAUUUUAACUACCUGUAUUUAUCUAAUACUGCCUGCAUGAUGUUUUACUUUUAAUUAAAAAACAUCAUGCAAAUAUCACUUUCUGUAUUCUUUAAGUCAAUAAAUGUUUUUUUGUUAUCUAAAUUCUAAA